UGAGCAUUCCCACUUUCUCCGGUCAGCACUAAGACUGAAAAUCUAGCUUGAAAUGCCUUUCUCCGGCCACCCUCUAUAUAUAUAUCUUCUCUAAUUUACCUUCAUUUUUAUCUCCAUAAAUUUACCCACUUUACUGCAUGCUGCUUUCACUACAAUAUCUUCACUUUCCUCAACAAUCAAUCGAAAUGGAGAACUUAGGAGUCGAUGGAGAGAUGAAGAAGCUGAUAAGUGAGCUGUCUCACGGGCGGGACGCCGCCGCGCAACUUCAGAUGAUUCUGAACGGGCCGGCGCCUCCGCCGACCCGUUCUGAUCAAGAAGCUUGCGAGCUUUUGGUUCAGAAUGUCUUGUCUUCCUACGAAAAGGUGCUCACCAUGCUCAAUUCCGAAUCUUCGACGGCGAACACUACUCGGGCGGCGGUGCCACCAUCUCCGGCAGGGGCCACAUUUGGGAUUCAAUCUUCUUCUUCACUUUCCGGCAGUCCCCACAGUGAAGAUUCCGACCGGGAUGGCGACGGGUCUCGUAAGAGGAAAGCUCCUCGUUGGACGCAAAAAAUUAAGGUUUGCAAGGGAUCAGAGCCUGAAGGACAUGUGGAUGACGGCUAUAGUUGGAGAAAAUAUGGGCAGAAAGAAAUCCAUGGAAGCAGAUAUCCAAGAGCUUAUUUCAGAUGUGCCCAUAGACACACCCAAGGUUGUUUGGCAACCAAACAUGUCCAAAGAUCCGACGAGGACCCAAACAUUUUUGACAUUACUUUCCGUGGAAAGCAUGCUUGCAAGCAGUUCCAGCCCGGUAACAGCAGCCCGCCACCCCUGCCGCCACUGCUAAUCCCACCGCAAAAUCAAGAACCAAUAAUCUCGGCUAUGGAAAGCCAACUUGUGAUUAACCCCUUCACCAAACAAGCCCAGCGCCCAUCAGGAGACGUCCUUAAAGUUGAAACCAGCAAUGUGAGCAUUGCCCAUCAAGAAAACCAUCUAUUGUUCAAUUAUUUUGACAACCUCUCUUCGUCAAUCUCAAAUCCCAAAAAUGAUCACUAUAGUUUCCAGCCUUACGACCAGAACUUCGGCUGGAAUGUUCCUUCAGGCGGCUUUGGCCUUAUUGAUGGCGGCGGAAGCCAAAAUGUGGAGCUAAAAUCAGAAUUAGCUGCAUCUAGUGAAGCUAGUAGGAUCACUCCCCCUCCUUCAAGGGCGGUUCAAACGACAAACUCAUCUUUCGUUGACCAAGGAUUCCCUUUUGUCACAAUGGGAUUUGACUCUAAUUUCACCUUUGGUGACCAUGAUGAUUUCUUCCCAUAGCUCAUUUUCAGCAGAUGCGACUUGAAGGCUAGGAUCAAGGAUGUGAGAGUAAUUAAGUAGUACGAAGUAUAUAAUCGGACUGUGCUUUGGGGUUCUGAAAUGCCAAUGGACGUACUCCUAUUGUGUUUCUCUCUUGGUGAAAAACAAAACAAUUUGAGACAUUACAUGCAUGUGAUGGACGGCUGAGGUUGAGUACAAACCCAAGCGAGAAGUUAAAAUAAGACUAAGUAUUACUUUAAUGUAUAUAUAUAUAGAUAUAUAGAUAUAGAUAUACAUAUAGAAGAUAUAGUUUAUGUUGAGGGGUUGCCCCAGUUUAAUACUAAUGUGCCUUUACACCACAUAAUAUAUGAAUAAAAUGUACGUAGAUUGUUAUAAGGUAAGAUAAGGCUAUAUACAAGAAGUAGAUUAGAUACAUAGUUUUGUACAUUUGUUGUCUAUCAACCCUAGACGAAUACAUAUCGAGCAAAGCAAUGAGUAUAUGUUUUGCUGUGAUUAUAUGACAGAGAAAAGAAAUAGAGAGCACAGAAAAUAUGAUUAAAAUACACUAAUCCCCUAUACAAUUGGAACGUAAUCGCCAAAUCAGCAACUAAAAAAAGAAAAAACAAUGAACAUCAUACACAGUCCUCAAAGAUUCAUAUGUUUCGUUUAUCAAUUAACAACGCAAACAAUAAAUGAAUUAUUUAGGACAAAAAUUAAGCUUGACUUCGAAAAAAUUAGGGAAUUUGAUAUUAAAGUAAACACAAAACAGCAAACCUCAUGAAGAUUCAGUAUGCUGGUCGUGUACGGUCUAACGGGAAGUGGAUAGAUCGGUUUGAUAGAGAUGAUUUGUCAAUCAAGAUGAUAUGCUAUUGGACGGGGAAGCGAAGCCGUGAAGGGAAACAUACAUACCGGCCUGUUUAUAUUUGGACGGGGAGGGUGACGAGUGACGACGGACGAUGAGGGGGAAACUUGUGUAGACGGUGAGGGGGUGAGUGGAGACGAGAG
Molecule: messenger RNA, 2273 nt
Organism: Cuscuta epithymum
Lineage: Eukaryota; Viridiplantae; Streptophyta; Magnoliopsida; Solanales; Convolvulaceae
Source: the annotation of a GenBank genome assembly